GUGAGUACCGUUUCUUGGAUUGGAACGAAGAAUCCGUCGAAAAAUCGGGCGAGGGUUGGAAAAUCGGAAAAUUAGGAAUGUCAUGACGGAAGAGGAUCGAAGGAUGGGAGGAGGCGGAUUCUCGCGCAUUUCUUGGGAGUGAGUAUGCUUGCUCAAAUGCUGACCUUUUUGCCCCUGUAGAUCAGCAAUGGCUCAACGCGUCACUCUCCGCAAGCGCAACCCCUACAACACCACCUCUAACCGCCGCCGCGUUGUGAAGACGCCCGGUGGCAAGCUCGUCUACCACCACAUCAAAAAGCUCGUCUCGCAGCCCAAGUGCGGCGACUGUGGUGUCGGUCUCCCUGGUGUCCCUACUCUUCGCCCCCGUGAAUACGCCAAUGUCUCUAAGCGGAUAAAGACCGUUCGCCGCGCAUACGGUGGGUCGCGGUGCGGUGACUGCGUGAAGUCGCGCAUCCUCCGGGCAUUCCUCGUCGAGGAGGCCAAGAUCGUGAAGCGCGUCAUCAAGAGCCAGCAGAAGGGUGGCCGCAAGUAAAUUUUACUUGCGUCGUCAGGUUAUCGCUGUCCAUCUCUUUUUAUGGCUUUCGGCAUGCACCAUAUCAUCAUCCUCUAUGCAAUUAUUGCAUUCAUGUACCACGGCCAGACAAAAUGACAGACCUAACGGGUCCAUAUAUGCGAUUCACGCAGUUUGAGAGCAAUGACAGAAUAAAAGAGGAUGUUCCUGCUGCUGUCAUCAUAACGUUCAUCGCUCGUCUAAUUUCAGACGUUAGGUGCGAGUUUACGCGUGGCAACCUCUUGUAAAGUCGCCCGAAACUUUACCUACAAUGCUUUCGAGUGCGGUCUCCCUCUUAGACGAUAAAUAAGC
Messenger RNA from Coniophora puteana RWD-64-598 SS2, 862 nucleotides. RefSeq names its product 60s ribosomal protein l34-b. Gene Ontology annotation, biological process: ribosome biogenesis; translation. The transcript is spliced from 3 exons. Gene Ontology annotation, cellular component: cytosolic large ribosomal subunit; ribosome. NCBI's taxonomy places the organism in Eukaryota, Fungi, Basidiomycota, Agaricomycetes, Boletales, Coniophoraceae. The coding region runs from base 188 to 532 and encodes 114 amino acids. The record is from RefSeq and is a predicted model, not a curated record. Gene Ontology annotation, molecular function: structural constituent of ribosome.